Messenger RNA from Penicillium soppii, 4875 nucleotides. RefSeq lists its product as uncharacterized. Lineage: Eukaryota; Fungi; Ascomycota; Eurotiomycetes; Eurotiales; Aspergillaceae. Gene Ontology annotation, biological process: amino acid activation for nonribosomal peptide biosynthetic process; secondary metabolite biosynthetic process. The record is from RefSeq and is a predicted model, not a curated record. Bases 1 to 4875 code for a protein of 1624 amino acids. Gene Ontology annotation, cellular component: cytoplasm. The transcript has a single exon. Gene Ontology annotation, molecular function: catalytic activity; phosphopantetheine binding.
AUGGAAAAAUUGCUCAAAUCAAUAUGGGCCGCCGAAUUGGCAAUUGAUGAGGAGUAUAUCGACGAUGAUGACAAUUUCUUCGAAGUCGGAGGUAACUCAAUCAUUGCUGUGCGCCUCGCAGCCGCAGCCCAAAAGGCCGGAUUGUCUAUGCCUGUCACGGAAAUUUUCCGCUAUCCCGAGUUCUCUGAGAUGGCAAGUGUGGUAAAGAUGUCCGAGUCAGAUCAAGAGAGCGAGGAUAUAGCUCCUUUCCAGCUCAUGGAAACCACAGGGAUAGAUAUUGGAGACAUCUUGGUCCAGAUCAGCGAUGCCCAUCUCCGAAUUGAUCAGUCAUUGAUUGAGGAUGUAUACCCCUGUACUGCACUGCAGGCGGGAUUGAUGUCUAUCUCCAACAAGCAACCAGGAAGCUACCUCGCUCAGUUUGUCUUCCAGAUUCCUACCGGCACCGACGUCCAGUCUUUCCAGAAGGCUUGGAAUCAAGUGGUUGAGACGGUUGAUAUUCUCCGGACCCGUAUGGUCAGCCUGAACGAUCCUGCUGGUUGCUUCCAAAUCAUUGUCAAAAAUGGUAUUCGCUGGGAAAAAUCAGUUGGUCUGCAAGAUUAUUUACGGAAAGACAAAGCAACGGCCAUGGGAUUUGGUGAUCCUCUUGUGCGAUUUGCGAUUGUCUCCGACUCUGAAAACAACAGUCUCAACUUUGUGUGGACCAUUCACCAUUGCAUCUAUGACCGAUGGUCGCUUGCACUGAUUUGGCAAAAGGUGGCUGCCGUAUACCGUGGAACCGACAAGGAAGAAAUCAGACCUCCGAAGUACAGCCGCUUUAUUGAACAUGUCAUCAACACAGACACUCUCGAGCAUGAGAAAUUCUGGAAGUCUCGACUAUCCAACACCAGUACCAAGUUAUUUCCCGCAUUACCUUCAAAGACAUACCAGCCUGAGACCAGUGCAUCUUUGUUGUAUUCAACUCAAAUCGCUCGCCGGGAUAACUCAGAGAUCACUAUAUCCUCUAUUAUACAGGCAGCAUGGGCUUUGACGGUUGGAAAACAUUCGGACUCCGAGGAUGUUGUAUUCGGGACCAUUCUCAUCGGGCGAGACACACCCGUCAGAGGAGUGACAGAAAUGCUGGGGCCGACAAUUGCCACAGUUCCCACGCGAGCCGUUUUGGAUUAUGGACGCAAUGUGGACGAGUACUUGAAGGAAGUCCAGGCGCAAGCAACUGAUAUGAUUUCGUUCGAGCACAUGGGACUUCCUAGGAUUCGGAAGCUGAACGCGGAUACGGAGAUUGCUUGUCAAUUUCAAAACCUCUUGGUAAUCCAGCCCCACAACGCUGAGGCUCAUCCGCUCAACUGGAGCCAAUUGGACACACAUGACGUCGAAGCUCACCCAUACGGGUUGGUCGUUGAAUGCACUCUGGGGCCGAAUCAAGAUACGCUCGACAUCAAAACUCACUUUGACCCCCGGGUACUCUCAAAGAUGGACGUGGAUAGUGUGGCCCACCACUUCCAGCAGGCCAUCACCAAGUUGAAUGGUGAAUCAUCUCAACAACUUCUCGGUGAUAUCGAUAUCUUUUGCUCGCAUGAUGAAUCGAGCAUCGCAGCCUGGAACGCAAAGCCGAGCUCCGAUUAUGUGGACGCCUGUGUCCAUGAAGUGUUCCAGCAAACCGCCCAGCAGCAACCAGAAGCUCAAGCAAUUUGUUCAUGGGAUGGAGAGAUUUCUUAUAGAAAAUUAGAUGAGCUAUCCACAAAGUUAGCACAAGUUUUGACAAGCUGCUACGGAGUCGGACCCGAGACAUGUGUGCCAUUAUGCUUUGAGAAGUCUUAUUGGUCAGUCGUUGCUACUAUAGCAGUGUUGAAAGCCGGGGGUGCCUUUGUCCCACUGGACGCAUCUCAUCCUCAAGCUCGUCUGUGUCAAUUAGUCAAGGAUGUCGAGGGCCGGAUUGUGCUAUCGUCGCCGCAGUUCGCGAAUCUUUUCACACACAGUGUGGCCGAAACCGUGCUCGAAUUAGAUGAGAAGCAGUUCGAUCUGCUACAAGUCCCCCAAAAUUAUCAUCCUACCAGUCAGGUCACUGCAAAUAACAUUGCAUACAUCAUCUAUACCUCGGGAAGCACGGGGAAGCCAAAAGGAACGGUGAUCGAGCAUGGUGCUUUUAUUUCAAGCUGGGCUGGAUUCUCAAAAGCAACUUCCCUCAGCAAAUUUUCACGAGUCCUUCAAUUUACCUCGAAUAGCUUUGACGCAAGCUUGCUUGAGACGUUGAGCACUAUCCUUUGCGGAGGAUGUAUUUGUAUUCCUAGCGAUGAUGAAAAAUUCAAUUCCUUACCGGAAGCCAUGACCCGCAUGAUGGUGAACUGGGCUUUCCUGGUUCCGUCCUACGCCCGAAUAUUGGACCCAACCACCUUGCCUUGCCUAAAAACGAUUGUUUUGGGAGGUGAGGCUCUUUCUAAGAGCGAUUUCACGCGCUGGAUGAAACAAGGUGUCAAUGCUCUCAAUGCAUACGGACCAACUGAAUGUUCCGUGAUCUCAACUACAAAUACCAAGGUGGACCCCAAGUCCGACCCUGCCAACAUUGGAAGGGCAACCUGUGGAGCUUGCUGGGUUGUUGAUAAAAAUAACCAUAAUCACCUCGCCCCUCGUGGCUGUCCCGGUGAAUUACUUGUGGAGGGCCCUCACCUUGCUCGUGGUUAUAUCCACAAUGAACCAGCCACAUCUGCUGCAUUUAUUGAAAGCCCUACAUGGGGUAAAGACCGACGAUUCUACAAAACCGGUGAUAUUGUCCGCCAAAAGCCAGAUGGGAGUUUCACAUUCCUUGGACGAAAAGACAUGCAAGUCAAACUUCGCGGUCAGCGUCUUGAGCUGCCAGAAAUCGAGCACCAAGUCAGGCUGUAUCUUGGCAGCGAGAUGCAUGUAGCUGUUGAGAUUGCAAUCGUCAGCUCCCCUGUGGACAACGAAGCACAAAGUCAACACCUUGUUGCAUUUGUCUGCCCCAGCCAAGGCUUGGUAACCAAUGCCGAUACCAGCGUUCCUUUUGUAGUCUGGGAAGGACUCCAAAGUCAGCUGGUCGGGUUAAGGCACCAUCUUUGCCAGGCAUUGCCGUCCUACAUGGUUCCAGCUGUGUAUAUACCACUCAAACACGCGCCUGCAAUGGUCUCCGGGAAACUUGACCGAGGGUUCUUCCGCAAAGUCCUCCAGACACUCUCAAAUUCGCAGCUGCAGAGCUAUACGAUCAGUGAUUCUCAAACGGAAACCCAAUCGUUGCCGCAGCUGGAGAUGGAUUCUACCAUAAGCUUGCAGCAACAAGCUUCGCCUAUCACAGAGAACUCGUCGGCUAUGGAGCAGAAAAUCCAGCAGCUAUGGGCACAAGCAUUGAACAUCCCGUCUUCUUCCAUUAGCAAAAAUAGCAGUUUCUUCAAACUCGGCGGAGAUUCUAUUGUGGCGAUGCGUGUUGUUGGUCUUGCUAGGGCUCAAGGCUUAGGCAUGUCCGUGUCGGAUAUCUUUGCUCACAGACAGCUCAACCUUCUAGCUGAAGCCCUGGUUGACAAGCAAGGUGACAGUGAAGCCUUUGAUUCUGAGCCCUUCUCUCUCCUGAAUGCUCAGCAGAGAUCUCUUUUUUCCUCCGAGGCUCUUGGCUUUUCUGCUGGCAAUAACAAAGCAAUCGACGUUCUUCCAGCCACAGAAUCUCAGUCCUUCUUAGUCAAGUUCUUGCCUCUGGCUUGCUUCUAUUUAUCCAUAAAAGGAAAGAUCAACUCCGAUCGAAUGCGAUCGGCCUGUGAGUCCUUGGUACAAAGUCACUCCUCUUUGCGCACGGCUUUUGCACGACACCAGGGAAGAAUGCUUCAAGCCAUUUUUGAGAGCAUCGAUGUUUCAUUCGACCAUAUCAACACGACAAUCCCAUUAGAGUCGGCAUGCAACUCUCUCUGCGACUCCUACAUCCACGACGAUGCAGUUUCCGGAACCCCAGUCGUCAAAUUUACUCUGAUUUCCCAGUCUAAUGACAACCACAUGUUCAUCAUACGGCUCACACACGCCCAGUACGACGGUUUCGCAUACUCACUGAUCCUCAAUGAUCUCGCGACAGCCUAUAACGCAGCCGGAUGCUCACCACCGCCUCGCACACCAUUCUCCAAAUACGCAUACUACUGCGCCAGCCAUCGACCCUCCUCAGCGUUCGACUUCUGGAGAAACUAUCUCCUCGGAUCAACAAUGACAAUCCCCCCAAACUCAGAUACAAGUGCAGCCAUGUCCGCCAGCGAUAUCCACGAGUCGGCCAUCGGAGAACUACCCCGUACCCUGGACGACAUCACAACCCCUGUAUUAGUCAACGCAGCCUUCGCCCUGCUCCUCGCAGACCUCGUGCAAUCCGACGACAUAAUAUUCUCCAUGUUCAUGAGCACCCGCGACAUCGACCUGCCAGGGGCCCAGGAGAUCGUCGGUCCGUGUGUGAACAUCAAUCCACUGCGUGUGCGGCUUGAUCGCUCGCGCUCCGUCUACGAUUUGUGUCGGACGCUAAGGGAGGAGUAUACACAGGUCUCGCGAUACGGACAUCUCGAUCUGCCGGAGAUCGUUGCCAGGAGUACGGACUGGGCGCCAAGCAGUAAGGUGGGAUUCGUCAUCAACCACCUAGGUGCUGAUGAUGACGCCCCGCAAGUCCUCGAGGGUGGCGCUAUAAUAUCUAACGCGGGUGGAUUGUUCCAGAGAUAUUUCGGGAAUCAGGUUUUGGUUCGGUCUAUCGCUGCGAAUGGUGGAUUGCAAAUCCAUGUCAUGACUACGAGUAGAACUAUGAGCUCGACGCAGGCUGGCUUGUUGGCGAAGAGGAUUGUUGACACGGUGAAGAUCUUUGCCGAGUCUCCAGAUGCGACAAUAUCUUCUCUCCCACAAGUUGAGUGA